UAAUACCCAACACAUUUUUAUCCAAUUGCCAUCAUCACAAAUUUUGUAUAGCCACCAAAGGGGGAGAAGCCUCACAAAAUAUUACCCAAUGGAACCACAAAGAAAGAAACCAGAUCCUCCUGAGACUCCAACUAUCAUCAUCUCUUCACCAGAGCCUCCUUCAUGUCCUCCAGCUGCUUCAGUACUGGAGAACCCAGAAGAGGAAAGAAAAGAAGAAGAAGAAGAAGAAGAAGAUGAUGAUGAUGAUGAUGAAAAAGAAGAGGAUCAAGAACAAGAGAGGGUAACUGAUCUAAACAUUCAUCUAGAACUCUCUUGCAAGGAGUCCAGUGAUCAUAAGCUCAAUCCAGAGCUCAAUCUUAUUGAUUGCUUGGACAUGGCUUCAUCAUCUCAUAAUCCUUCAGAAACUGCCCAGGAAGGCGAUGUCGAGCCCCGGGUUUUCUCAUGCAACUAUUGCCAAAGAAAGUUCUUCAGUUCACAAGCACUUGGAGGGCACCAGAAUGCUCACAAGAGAGAGAGAACCCUAGCAAAGAGAGGGCUUAAAGUAGGGUUAGGAUUACCCUUUGGCAACUCCUACUUGAACCAUAGUCACUACUCUAGCAUGGCCAGUCUUCCUCUCCAUGGUGCUUACAAUAGAUCUCUUGGAAUCCAGGUUCAUUCAAUGAUCCAUAAACCUAACUCUUAUCUACCAAGUUCUUCAGGAUUUAAAAGCUUGUAUGGUCACAGUGGAUGGUCAAGGCUUCCUCUUGAUCCACAACCAGGUAUAGGCAAGCUAGCAGCAGAACACUACCACACAACCUCGGCCACCGGCGGGUUCGCCAGAUUCAGCACGGUGAGGAUGAUGACCGGCUCUCCGGCUGAUGAGGCGAUUGGCGGUUGUUGGUGGGCAGAUUCUGGUCGCCUGAAGACUAGUCAGGAUGAUCAGAUUCAGAAGCUUGACUUGUCCCUCAAGCUCUAAGGCCCCCUUUUUUCUUAUUUGUGUAUUGAUGAUCUCAUUCAUAUGAUUGAUGUUCCAAGAAUGGGCUACAGUCACCUUUUGU
This is a messenger RNA of Diospyros lotus (date-plum), 1037 nucleotides long. RefSeq names its product zinc finger protein 3-like. The transcript has a single exon. Bases 89 to 955 code for a protein of 288 amino acids. Lineage: Eukaryota; Viridiplantae; Streptophyta; Magnoliopsida; Ericales; Ebenaceae. Gene Ontology annotation, biological process: negative regulation of abscisic acid-activated signaling pathway. The record is from RefSeq and is a predicted model, not a curated record.